AGGUACCCUGACACUAUCGCCACCAGCACAAUGCCAGUACUCGGAUCACCACAUGGGUAGUGAGCUACAUGCAGAACCCGGGUGAUUGGAACCCUCACGCGCAGCAGAGAAACCCGCCAUGGCACCAGUUCUCCUCACCAAGGAAAAGAUCCCCAGAAGCCGUCCAAAGCCCCUACUAUAACAGCAACCAGUAUCCACAACCCCAAUAUGUCCAAAAUAAUCAAUACCAACAACCCCAGUAUCACCCAGGCCAAAACUUCCAAGGACCUCAGUAUUAUGAUUACGACAGCAGAUCUUCAGUAGGCUUCAUCCAAUCAGAUCAUAGAAACCCCAAUGAUCCAAGGCUUCUAUCAGAUUCAGCAUUCACCAGAAUAUCAGAAACUCUUGGUGCCAUAAACACUGUGGGUCACUACCUAGUAGAGAUGGUCAGUGAUUCACACGAGAGCAAUGAAACAGAUCCGAACUUACAACAGCUACCUCAAGCCCUUUACACUAUAAGUAAAAACGUUUUGGGCAGAAACGUUACCGAUAAAAUAGCUCCUAUAGUAAAGAAGGCGUUACCUAAAGUGUUACCAGAUGCUCCUAUAACUAAGAUAGCGACAGCUGACCGCGUAGAUGAUGAAGACGAUGCUAAGUACUGCACAACUCCUGAAGGGCAGGAAGGUGUUUGCGAAGACUUGAGUAAUUGUCCCCAAUUGUUGUUGAACUUGGUGAAUCUCAGGGAGUCUUUGUGUUUCAAAGAUCUGUUUGUGCCUGGGGUUUGUUGCCCGAAAGAUGCUAUUGUGCCAAUUAUACAAUCGGAGAAACCGAUUGUGGCGUCGACGAGUAAGCCGACGUACUUAGUGCCUGUGACGACUCAGAAGCCUAAACCUGUGACGACGAAGAAGCCUUCAGCCGUCUUAGUGUUGACGACUAAGAAACCGAAGCCGUUAACCUCGACGACGAAGCGGCCAGCAGCCACGACUCGGCGGCCUGCGACCACGAGCCGGCGACCUGCGACCACCACCACGGUGACCACGCCGAGGACUCUGCCUACCACUUCAUACUACACAGUCGCACCUCCUGUUAUACAUAAUUUCUCCAACAUUGUUGACGUUGAUGACUGUGGUCAGCGUGAAGACGAGGGCGGUCGUAUCGUGGGGGGAACGGAAGCCAAGCCUGGAGCGUGGCCCUGGAUGGCAGCUAUAUACCUUCACGGCAGCAAACGGAGGGAGUUCUGGUGUGGUGGUACCCUGGUCGGGAAGAAGCAUGUGCUUACCGCUGCUCAUUGUACCAGAGACUCUAAACAAAGACCGUUCCCAGCGCGUCAGUUCAGCGUGCGGCUGGGUGACGUGGAUUUAGCACGAGAGGACGAGCCCUCCCGCCCCGUCACGUUGCGCGUCACCGCUGUUCGCGCCCACGACCAGUUCUCCAGAGUCGGCUUCUACAAUGAUAUUGCUAUACUUGUGUUGUCAGAAAACGUCCAAAAAUCGAAAUACGUGAUCCCAAUCUGCCUGCCCCACGGCGAACUAACCCGUCAGACGUUUGACGGGUCCGUAGCCACAGUCGUGGGUUGGGGCACCACUCGCUACGGAGGUGGAGAAAGCUCUAAGCAGCUGGAGGCCAAGCUCCCAGUGUGGAGGAACGAGGAGUGUGAUAGAGCAUACUUCCAGCCUAUUACUGAUACGUUCCUAUGUGCUGGGUACGCGAGGGGAGGGGUUGAUGCUUGUCAGGGUGAUUCCGGCGGCCCCCUCAUGCUACAAAUAAACGGGCGCUGGACGCAGAUCGGGGUGGUUUCGUUCGGAAACAAGUGCGGAGAGCCCGGCUACCCCGGAGUUUAUACCAGAGUGACGCAUUACUCAAAUUGGCUACAACAGAAUUUAAUUUAGGUGUUAAAUUAGCUAGAUAUCUGUUGUUCCUGCUUUAUCUGCGUAAAUUGACACGUUUUGUGCAUAAUUAUGGGCGAUAAUAUAAUAUUAAUUUAUGUAUUUUUAGUAGCCAUAAGUUAGUGUUCAAACGGUUGAGCAGGAACAUACAACAGUCAAUGCGUUUAGAUAAGUCUGUAUAAUAUGUUAGAGUAAAUGGAAAGUUCUAGGGACAGGACGGAUUUUGAAAAUUAAUGAGUUAAAUGUUUCAUUAAAAUCAAUUUACCACAUAACUGUGCUCGUAAGAAGAUCUAUGUUUGGGUUGUACUAUAACUUUUAAUUAAGAGUAUUUACCUACCCAUUUACUAAUAGUACAAGUAAACUAUACCGUUUUGAGGUGCUUUUUACCAUCUUCCAUAAUGUUACCAAAUGAACUCAUACAUAUUAAUAAUGAUUUAGUUCGAUAAGUAACUUAAGAUGAAAACUAUUUAAAAUAUUUAAUUUUCACUUCAAAUCUUCUGCACUUUAUCUAAUUUAUACACAAAACUUGUUCUGAGGAACUAUAAUUAAUAAAAUAUAUUGUGAUACUGUUUUAACUGACUGUUAGAUUUAAGUUAAAUAAAAAAACUUUUGAAAUACA
Molecule: messenger RNA, 2484 nt
Organism: Helicoverpa armigera (cotton bollworm)
Lineage: Eukaryota; Metazoa; Arthropoda; Insecta; Lepidoptera; Noctuidae
Product: clotting factor B
Exons: 6
Coding region: 69-1868 (599 amino acids)
Biological process (GO): proteolysis
Molecular function (GO): serine-type endopeptidase activity
Source: RefSeq, a predicted model, not a curated record